AUUCUCCACACUUGUAAUGCCCUCCUAUGCAAAUUCACAGACACAUAAACAAUCUCUCGUUUAGACUAAAACUAAAACACACAAGAAUGUAUGCAACUAACCUCAACAGCAGUGCCAAUGUAGUUUAGGGAAGAAGUGAUGGCAUCUAAGCUUCUCUGUAACGAAGGGUUCUCUGUUUUCCUCCUACCGGUAUGACCAGCUUCCUGAAAACAUGAAAAAUGAAUCUCAAACUUUAAAAUGCAAACUGCAUAGACGAAACUUGGACUUCAAACCUUAGUUCCUGAAGAAGGAACGUUGUGGUCCUCCAAAACUUGUUGACAUUCUUUGUCUAAAUGCUCCAAAAUCAAAAACCAAAGAAACGUGAAUAAGAGAAAGCUAAGAAAUGUACUUAUAGUAGUUACCUGAUGAAGGCAAGGUCAGUGUUCCACUGAUAUUGUUGCACAUAUAAUCUUAUAACCCAAUAGAUCAAAAUCUCCUCAGAUGCACAAACUAAAGCUUUUUUUCUGAGAACUACACUAACUGAAAUAGAUCAGUACAAAUUGAACGAAAUGUUCAUCUAUUCAUUCAGUUUAGUGAUUUCUUUUCCAUGCCAAGUGUAAUUUGAUUAUAUAAUAUAUACACGUUGCAAUUUUUUUACAAGUCCAUAUAUAUAAACUAUAUUUCUGCCAUGAAUAAUCAACACUUUAAUGAGUUGAAUCAAACUCAAAGGAAAUUUUUGGAGAUUAUAUACAAUUUAAUAAAUGUAUAAAUAUAUAUAUAUAUAUAUAUAUAUAUAUUACAAAAUUGAGAUCCUAUAUUUAUUAAAUAAUUUCUUAAAACUUGGGGAGACAUUGUCUAUGCCCAUGACAGUCUUUUGAUCAAACUAUAUCGCCAACACAAAAUCCCUGAUGAUGGAUGCUGCUAAUUAAUACAUAUGGCUGGCCAUUAAAAACAGUUUACAUGCGACUGACUAUAUAUCUUCGAAUUUGUCACCUUGGUGAACACUAAAAAGAGCAACAAAAAGAACUUCUUCUCAUCUGUUUCAAAGAAGCUUGGGAAGCUGAAUCUGUUUAGACAUGGGUCAAAAAGUUAGUACUUAGUAGUGUCCUUUUUAUGUAACUUCCUGAUGUUUAAUAUUAUAACUUUAUUAUUGUUUAAUAAUGACUUUUGGAAAUUCGAACUACGAAAAAGAAAACUAAAACCAUUUAGUUUUAGUUUUCAUUUUUCAUGCAUGCAACAGUGGAUUUCUAAUUUUAGGUCAUUGGUUUAGUUUUCUUUUUCUAAUAAUAAGCCAACAACAGAUUUGUUGGGCAGAGCCAGCCUUGAUCUACCGUUAAGAGAUUUACAACCCUUGAAGUUAUCUUCCAAGCAAGCCAUCCUUGGAUUUGAGUAGAGAGACCAUAAUCUAAUUUAGAUGAAAUCCAAAACAAAGCUCCAAUGUCGGAGCUUCUUCCUCCUCCUCCUCCCCCACCGAAGAGGGCUUCUUCUUCUUCAGGAUUCGCUGAUCCCGCAUUAGCCUUCCCUGAGUUUGCAGCAAAGCAAUGCGUGCUCGAGAAAGUUCAAGAGGAAGAAGGAGAGGGGGAAGACAGCAGCUACGGGAAAGGUUCUUUCGACCUAAGCUCUAGAUUCUCAAGCCCUUCCGUCUCUCGAAACGAUUAUGAUUACGUUGAUACCCCUACAAAGGCUCCAUCCUUCAAGCGGCCUCCUUCAGGUUUGAGGGCCUCGUCGUCGUCUGGUUUCAGACAUGAACAAGAGACAGACCGCAGUUUAAACUCAGGUUCCUUUGUGGAACGUAUUGGUGAAGAGGAUGAGAAGAGAGAUUGGUCUGGCUGUUUCAGAAAAUGUUGUGCAUGCACGUGCAUGUUCCUUUCCAUCGUACUUAUAAUCGUCUUGUUGACGGGUUUGUCUGUGAACUCUUCACUCCAUUCAAAACUGCCUCAGGUUUAUGUCACCAACCUCAAGUUCUCGAGGUUGGAUUUAGCCAAUACGACGACGGAUCUUCUGUUGAAUGCGAACGUGAAGACGGUUCUUGAGCUGUCUAACAAGAACGACCAACCAACGCUGUAUUACAGCCCCAUGAAGGCUUCUGUCUCUUCCGAGAACAUAAACCUCGGACAGAAGAAGCUUCUUGGAUUCACGCAAAGCCCUGGAAACGUUACAUACUUGAAUAUUGCCACGAGGAUCAGAAAAUCAAAGGUGUAUGAUGUUGAUGUUACGUUGCUGAGGAACAAAGAGAAGAAUCAUGAAGCUGUGGUUAAAGUGUUGGUGAGUGGGAAACUGGGGUUUGAUUGGUUGGGAUUUAGGGUUCGUUUACCUGUUGUUAUUGCGUGUGAAGAUGUGAAGCAGAGUGAUGUGAUAAAUGGACUCAAGCCUAUGUGUGAUGUUCGAAUCUUUUCCCAAUGAAACCGACUAAUACACAAAGACCAUUUCAUCUUUGUUUUGUUUUCU
Brassica rapa (field mustard) is the source of this 2427-nucleotide messenger RNA. RefSeq lists its product as uncharacterized. Gene Ontology annotation, cellular component: plasma membrane. The record is from RefSeq and is a predicted model, not a curated record. Gene Ontology annotation, biological process: defense response to other organism. NCBI's taxonomy places the organism in Eukaryota, Viridiplantae, Streptophyta, Magnoliopsida, Brassicales, Brassicaceae.